AUUGGAAAGAGGUUCUUGGAGGUAACUAGUAAAUCAUCGUUUGCGCGGUAGGUGAAGCCUUUUCCGAACCGGAUGAACUCCGAACCAAAUGACGGUCGACCUCCAAUGGUGUGCGGCCCAUCUCCGGUCAUGCAACGCCAGCUGUUGGAUAUUAAAGGGGCGACAGCUCCAUCAGCUUCUCCUCAAAGCCGGCUUCUCCGCCUCCAUCUUCACCGCCAACUGUCUUCUACAGAUGUACGCGCGUUGUGGCACGAACCUAUCCGACGCCCUCCUUCUGUUUGAUGAAAUGAUCCAUCGGAACUGCUUCUCUUGGAACUCCCUCAUCGACGCAUGUAUCAAGUUCGGAGACUCCUCUUAUUCCGUUCAAUUAUUCGAUAGGAUGCCGCGGAAGAACGAGUAUUCGUGGAAUGCCAUUAUUACUGGUCUGGUUAGGUUAGGUGAUAUUGGGAAUGCGUGGAGGCUGUUUGAGGAUAUGCCAAUGAAGGAUGCGAUUGCUUUGAAUUCGUUGCUCCAUGGCUACUUUCGUAGCGGGAGAGCUCAAGUGGGUUUCAGUGUUUAUAAGAGAUUGAAUUCAGGAUUAGAGGAACACUCCUCAUUGUGCCUUGAUGCGUUUGUGUUGGCAACUGUAAUAAGCGCUUGUGCUGAGUACAGGACUCUUCAUCUUGGCAAGCAAAUUCACUCCCAGAUAGUUGUCAGCAAGGUAGAGUUAGAUGCUGUUUUGGGCAGUGCUCUUGUGGACAUGUAUGGCAAGUGCGAGGAUAUGACCAAUGCACGUAAAGUUUUGGACUUGACGACGGAGCAGGACGAGUUCUCUUUGUCAGCUUUGAUCACUGGAUUUGUUAAGUGUGGUAGAUAUGAUGAGGCAAGAAGGAUUUUUUAUAGCAGACCUGACCCCGGUAUUGUCUUGUGGAAUUCAAUGAUCACUGGGUAUGCUUCAUAUGGUCAUGUAGAAGAGGCAUUGGCCUUAUUUGAAAUGAUGAUGAGAAAAGGAGUUUAUCCGGAUUCCUCAACUUCAGCUACUAUUUUGAGCGCUUGUGCUUCUUUAGGCGCACUUAGAAACGUGCUACAAAUUCAUGCUAAUGUAUUAAAGUAUGGAUUUUUGGAUGGCAUAAUUGUUGGAAGCGCUUUGGUUGAUUCUUACUCGAAGGCUGGUGAUUGGGACAAUGCUUGCAAGGUUUUUGGCGAGUUGAAGGUUCAUGACACCGUCUUGCUGAAUUUAAUGAUCAAAGUGUACUCUAGCCAUGGUAGGAUUGCUGAAGCAAGGCAGGUUUUUGAUGAGAUUCAAGGCAAGACUGUGAUCUCAUGGAACUCCAUGAUUGUUGGUUAUAACCAGAAUGGUUUUGUGACUGAAGCACUGGACCUCUUCUCUGAAAUGCGCAGAUCUGCUGUUGGGAUAGAUGAGGUGACUUUGGCAAGCGUUAUAAGUGCUUCUGCUUCAAUAUGUUCACUUGGCUUUGGAGAGCAGGGCUUUGCCCUGGCAUUGGUCUGGGGGUUUGAUUCAGACCAAAUAAUUUCUACUUCGCUAGUUGAUCUUUAUUGCAAGUGUGGUUUUAUGACCGAAGGCUGGAAGAUCUUUGUAGCUAUGAGAAAGCUGGAUGAGGCCCCUUGGAACUCAAUGCUAAUGGGCUAUGCUUCAAAUGGAAUGGGAUCUGAAGUUCUCAGAUUAUUUGAAGCCAUGAAAAAUGCUGGCGUGGCACCAAAUGAGGUGACAUUUAUUGCAGUCCUCUCAGCUUGCUGCCAUUGUGGGCUUGUUGAUGAAGGUUUGAGAUGGUUUUAUUGCAUGAAGGAUGAAUUUGGUUUGAACCCUUUUAUUGAGCACUACUCGUGCAUUGUUGGCUUGCUGGUUCGAGCAGGUCGAGUGGAGGAAGCAUUGGAUUUUAUCAAUGACAUGCCUUUCGAGGCGGAUGCUAGCAUGUUGACAUCACUGCUUGGUGGUUGUAAGGUUGUUGGCAAUGAUUUGCUUGCUGAUAAGGUGGCAAAGAGACUUAUUGAGCUCAGUCCCAGCCAGUCAAGUUCUUAUGUUCAAAUAUCCAGCAUCUAUGCUGCAAAUGGUGAUUGGCAUAAAUCACAAAGUGUUAGGUCUUUGAUGUGUGAGCGGAGAAUAAGAAAGAAUCCAGGUUUUAGUUGGAUUGAUAGAUAGACUAUUCUAAACAUAAUGCAUAAGAUUCAGAGCUUGAUGUUGGUAAUGUUAUAUUCUUUUUUAUGAUGAGCAGCUUAAGAGCUUUAAAGUAACCGAUAUUGGGGACUUCUGAUCAACUUAAUGCAAUGUUCGACAGAUAUUCCUUAA
Messenger RNA from Phalaenopsis equestris, 2287 nucleotides. Its product is annotated as putative pentatricopeptide repeat-containing protein At1g77010, mitochondrial. NCBI's taxonomy places the organism in Eukaryota, Viridiplantae, Streptophyta, Magnoliopsida, Asparagales, Orchidaceae. Gene Ontology annotation, biological process: RNA modification. The transcript has a single exon. Gene Ontology annotation, molecular function: protein binding; RNA binding. The coding region runs from base 89 to 2140 and encodes 683 amino acids. The record is from RefSeq and is a predicted model, not a curated record.